UACUAAAUAGCCAAAUAACAAGGACUAAAUGACUAAUGAAAAAAACUCUAAAACGUUACAAGUAAAUCAUGACCAAAGGGUAUAUAUUAAAAGAAAAUUUUGUAUGUAAUUAUUUAUUUGUCAGGGGCUAAUGUGCAAGUUUGUCAACAUCUAAUCCUAUAUUGUCCACCUAUUUCGCGAUUGAUAACAAACAACAACAGCAGAGCAAACAAGAGAACCAGAACAUCAACAGAGAAAAACAAAUAGAUAUAUAUAUAUAUAUAUAGAGAGAGAGAGAGAGAAGCCGACCUGGAAACCGACUAGACCUUGAAACCCAAGCUUUGAACCAUGCCCGACGCCUUCCAGUGCUGCUUCCGGCCAGCCGGAUCGUCGCCGGCGCCGACCCAAGCUGGCCCCACCGUCACCACCUCCGUCUACGAGACCACGAUGGGCCUCGUCGCCCUCUCCUGGUCACGCACGCUCCUCGGGCUCUCCCUCCGCAUCGACCUCCGCCUCCACGACUCCCCAGCCUUCACCUUCCGCGUCCGCCCCCGACUCCUCUGGCGCCGCCGUGGCCGCCGCCGCCUCCCCCUCCCCGGCUCCUCCAGCUCGAUCUCCCUCUCCUGGGACCUCUCCCACUCCAUCUUCCCCUCCUCUUCCUCCCCUGAACCCUCCCACUUCUCCCUCUCCCUCUCCCUGGACUCCCUCCCUCUCCUCCUCCUCGGCGAUUCGUCAUCCCCGCCUCCCCUCAUCUCCCGCCGUGAACGCAUCGUCCUCUCCGACGCCCACCCUUUCAAGACUACCGCCCGAUUCGCCGGCCAGGACCACGAGAUCUCGAUCUCCUUCGAUCUUCACUCCGGCGGUGAGAGGGAUUCGAUCUCGGAGACGAAGGAGAAGAAGAAGGAUCGAGAAGCAGGGAUGAGGCUCUGGAUCGACGGUGGGAUGGCUUUACACGUGCGAAGGAUCAAGUGGAAGUUCAGAGGCAGUGAGCGUGUGGACCUUAACGGGUUUCGGAUCCGGGUCUCUUGGGACCUCCACAACUGGUUCUUCUCCCAAUCCGGAUCCGAACCCGACGAAGCGGGCCGGGCCGUGCUGCUGAUCCGGUUUGAGAACAGCGACGGUGACGGUGAGGGGUAUUUCGGGAAGGAUAUCGAAGGGGCAUUUAGGGAAACGGAGGGGUGUUUCGGGAAGAGCUGGGAUUGGAGCGAUAAAAGUAGUGGAGAGAAUGGGAAGAAGAUUGGGAGUAGGAGGAUGACGAGCUCGUCAUCGUCGGCGAGUUCGUCAUCGGCUUCGUCGGCGAGCUCGUCGUCGGUGAUGGAGUGGGCCAGCGCCGAGGAGACGCAGCUGAAGAGCGCGCAAGGGUUCUCGCUCUUGGUGUAUGCGUGGAGAUGAUAUGGCAUUUUGGGUUUCUUUUCUGGGUUUCUUUCUUUGGUGCGCUUUGCUGUGAUUUUUAGAGGGGUUGGGUUUGUUGUAAUUUCAGAUUCAACUGCAUUUGUUUUAUGGAGAUAAAUAAAUAAUUAUAUAAUUAAAUGGGAUGUUUUGGAAUUA
This is a messenger RNA of Dioscorea cayenensis subsp. rotundata (Guinea yam), 1527 nucleotides long. RefSeq lists its product as uncharacterized. The record is from RefSeq and is a predicted model, not a curated record. The transcript has a single exon. Lineage: Eukaryota; Viridiplantae; Streptophyta; Magnoliopsida; Dioscoreales; Dioscoreaceae. The coding region runs from base 328 to 1371 and encodes 347 amino acids.